Messenger RNA from Aureobasidium pullulans EXF-150, 1956 nucleotides. RefSeq names its product ferredoxin reductase-like protein. Bases 431 to 1474 code for a protein of 347 amino acids. Lineage: Eukaryota; Fungi; Ascomycota; Dothideomycetes; Dothideales; Saccotheciaceae. The record is from RefSeq and is a predicted model, not a curated record. Gene Ontology annotation, molecular function: cytochrome-b5 reductase activity, acting on NAD(P)H. The transcript is spliced from 3 exons. Gene Ontology annotation, biological process: ergosterol biosynthetic process.
CUCUAUUCACAUGGCAAUUUCGAAUUGUGCUUCUUCUCGAAGCUCGUAUGUCAAUCCAAUCUCACGGGUGCAUCUUUAUAUGCUUCGGUCUUCGUGACAAAUCCUGCCGAUAGGUUGGUAGUCUGUACAAGGCCACAUAGACGACUCUUGACCUCGGUCGUCAUGCAUCCAACCAUAGCACAAUCAAAGGCAUUGAACGGGAAUCUCCAUGGCAGGAUCGAAUGGCCCUGCUUAUCAGGAGCAAAGAGUAAAGUGGAUACAGAAUUGGCAGCGACUCUUCUCAAAAGCUCGGACAAUUUGAUUGCAUCAUCGCCGACAGCUUUCGUCUUCCGCCGGCCUCGCAAAGAGUCAAGUUGAGCCGUUUAUCCCAUCAAUUGCCUUUCCUUCCUCUUUCCUCCCUCCUCAUCCCAUACCAUAAUCUUUAGUCAUCAUGUUUGCCAGAUCAGUAUUCCGUCCCGCAAGGACAGCGGCCAGCCAUGUCCGCCGCUAUGCCUCUGAGGCCGCCGCAAAGUCCAGCUCCAACACCCUUCUCUUCACUGGUGCCGCUGCUGGCGCUGGUAUUGGUGGUUACAUGUACUCACAGCGUGCUUCCGCCGAGGGCCAGCACGGCAACACCAACGAGAGCGGUGCUUUCGGCCAACCCGCCUCCAAGACUGAGGAGGCCAACAUCCCCGGCAAGGCCGCAGACGCCUCCAAGUGUUUCACUGGUGGUGACCAGGGUUUCGUCAGCUUGGUCUUGAUGGAGAGCGAGAACAUCAACCACAACACAAAGAAGCUGCGUUUCCACCUUCCCGAGGAGAACAGCGUUUCCGGUCUUACCAUUGCCUCUGCUCUGAUCACCAAGUACAAGGGUCCCGAGAUGGAGAAGCCUGUCAUUCGUCCCUACACUCCCGUCAGUGACGAGAACACCGUCGGCUACCUCGACUUCAUCGUCAAGAAGUACCCCGGUGGCCCCAUGUCCGAGCACCUUCACAACAUGCAGCCCGGACAGCGACUUGACAUGAAGGGUCCCAUCCCCAAGUACCCCUGGGAGGAGAACAAGCACGACCACAUCGCCCUCAUUGCCGGAGGUACCGGUAUCACCCCCAUGUACCAGCUCGCCCGCGCCAUCUUCAACAACCCCAACGACAAGACAAAGGUCACCCUCGUUUUCGGCAACGUCUCCGAGGAGGAUGUUCUCCUCAAGCGUGAGUGGGAAGACCUCGAGAACAAGUACCCCAACCGCAUGCGCGCCUUCUACACCCUCAACAACCCCCCUGAGGACUGGCCCGGCCCGAAGGGCAUGAUCACCACCGAUCUCCUCAAGACUGUCCUGCCCGACCCCAAGAAGGAGAACAUCAAGGUCUUUGUCUGCGGUCCUCCCGGCAUGUACAAGGCUAUCGCUGGUGCCAAGAAGAGCCCCAAGGACCAGGGCGAGCUUACCGGUAUGCUCGCCGAGCUCGGCUACAACAAGGACCAGGUCUACAAGUUCUAAGCGAGCUUUGGAAGAAAAUGUCAUAUCAUGUAUAUUAGAAAUGAAUAGAAUGUCCUGAAUCUCUGGAAAGAGUAUCCCCAACCACAAACUUUGUUGAACAUCUUCACCAAUUGAUCCGGAAAUAGUGAGGUCUACUACAUGAUUGAUAUCUAAUUCCUCGAAGGUUAGAGUAUCACGCAGUUCUGCUGAAGAUAGAAGGUUUUGAUUUUUGAGCUACGGGUUUGUGAUGGAAGUCUCGAGAGUAUGUCUGAUUACUCGUUUACUAGAAGAGAAGCAAGAGGCGCUUUGUCAGGAGUAUCAUGGAGGAGGUUACGGGAUGGGCAGGUUCGAUUUGGUAGCGGGCAGGAGACGACCGCAUCACUGCCGUUGUUUUCUUGGAAAGGGAAAUCGAUAUUGGUGUAGAGACUUUGUGCAUCUAUACUAUAUUACAACACUCUAUACAAUAAACCACAAACGAAAAAAAGGAAUCAAUACCAUACACC